AUCGUCUCGUUAUUAGCCUGAUGAAAGAGGCUAUUAGUCAUUCGCCGUUGUCGGUGACAUUCAACGAGUAUUUUUAUUCAAUCACAUUUAUAAUUAGCCUCACUAAUGAUUCAUCAAUUUCCCGAUUAAUUAUGCCCGUUCACCCAUUUUUUCAUCACUCCUCUUGCUUUAAACUGCACUCAAAACUUCCGGUUCUUCCUCAGUAUGAAAUGAUCUCUUCGGUUCGUUUCCUUCGUUCAAAACGUGACGCAAUUAUUGGAGUGAAAAAGUGAAAAAACGUAUUUCGAAAGUCCUGAAAGCCAGAGUUUAGAAAAAAUCGUGAAAAAAGCGUUGGAGAAUAAAUAAAAAAGCGUGCGCACCGUUCGAAAGUCUGUCAGAAGCUGAGGAUCGAUCUCUCGACAAGUCUCUCAUCAAUUUGAUCAGAUUGCAUAUAUAACUGACGUAAAAUCUCGUUUUGUUGGCCCCUGUCAAUCGGACGAUUAUAGUCUAGCAAAGUCAUGGUCUAAUUAUUAGAACCGCUGAUUGGUUGCUCUCGAUGUGACAUGAGCAAUGGGGCAACGAGGAGAACGAGCAAAAAUCUGCAUAAAUAAUGGGGCAGAGCUUCGAAGGGGCUCAUUUUUUUGUGACCAACAUCUUUUCGACACUCGGCUCGCGAACGUUGAUGGACACCAACGGAACUACGAGUGUACGUGGUAUCAGAAAUCACGGUUAAGUAAAAGAGCCAAAAUGACUGUGGUUGUUCGGUAAAAGUAACGAAAAAUAUUCUGCAGUCGUGUCGAGUUGUGAACCGGAGUCCGAUCGUUUCAAUAAUCUCGACGAAAUCAGUGUGUCGGGGGCAGAAUAAAGGCGAGGAGAAGAGAGAGACAUCAAAAGACUGAAAAGCUCGUCGUAAAAACUGGUGAAAUUUUUCGAAAAAUAUAAGAAAAAAGUGCUGGGAGACUGAGCCAACCAAAUAAAUCUGCAUCGAAACGACUUCCAUCAUAACAAACGAACGAACAAUAGAGACAAAACGUAAAAAAUAUCUUUCCAACCUGUGGGACAUCCGAUAUUGUGCGACUGAAAGAAAAUAAAAAUAAUUAAAAUGCCGAACGAUAUGCCCCUUGCCCAAAUGCCGGUCGUUUCAAAGUGGCGUCAUUAUCCUACGUACGUGUACGAAAAGAAUUACGCGUGCGGCAUAAACUACUAUCAGCCGAUGAUCGACUACAUGGAUGAGCGUGACAGCCGUUUGGCCGAGGGUAAUUGCACAGACUCGGAUAAGCCACGGAAAUUGCCGGAACUGCCAUGGACCGAUGGACGCGAAAUUUGGGAAAAUCGUCAAGUUUUGCCCUAUACGAAAGAGGAGUUGGUCAGACACGCGACCAACGCUGAAGCGCGAGCCAAGGAGCAUCUGUCACGUUUCAAGCUAGCGAAACGAUCGGACUUCAGCCUGAAAAAAGCGGUUGAAGCGACCCACGUGACGAAAGAAGUGCUCUCAUCGUGCCAGCAAGCGAAAAAGUCAAAAAUGUCAUCGAGAAUACGAGAAAUGUGUGCCUCCCAAGAGAUGGACCAGUCAGCGUCAAUGGCCGAUUUAUCGGUUCAGACUAUUCGGAACAUGCAAAUGAUCAAGGACGUCAAACAAGCGCUGGAAACUGGAAAGAGGCUGCGGGCAAGAUCAGCGAGGAGCAUCGAAUUCCAGCUAAAAGCAGAUGCUUUGAAGAACAUUGCGAAAAAUCAGGAACAAAGAGAGAGCAUGAACGCUUUACGAGAAGAAGAAGAACACGAGUGUUCCCUGAAAGAGAGAGCGAGACGAUUCUACAAAACUGAAGAAGACUUCGAGCGCUUGGACGAACUUACCGAAGAGCUCAAAACCCUCGAAUGCAAAUCCAACAUUUAUUUCAGUGACAAGAGGUAG
Venturia canescens is the source of this 1891-nucleotide messenger RNA. Its product is annotated as paramyosin, short form-like. The record is from RefSeq and is a predicted model, not a curated record. The transcript has 2 exons. NCBI's taxonomy places the organism in Eukaryota, Metazoa, Arthropoda, Insecta, Hymenoptera, Ichneumonidae. Bases 1082 to 1891 code for a protein of 269 amino acids.